Messenger RNA from Suillus plorans, 627 nucleotides. RefSeq lists its product as uncharacterized. Bases 1 to 627 code for a protein of 208 amino acids. The record is from RefSeq and is a predicted model, not a curated record. The transcript is spliced from 2 exons. NCBI's taxonomy places the organism in Eukaryota, Fungi, Basidiomycota, Agaricomycetes, Boletales, Suillaceae.
AUGGUCAAUCCCACUGACCUCAGGGCAUAUUUUGACGCCUGCACUGAAUACCGGCUAAACGGCAUCUGCACACCAUUCUGGAUGGACUGGCCGCUCGCUGAUCCCUCAAUCUUCCUGAUGUCAGAAGCACUGCAUCAUUGGCACAAGGAGUUUUUCAACCAUGACUGUCAGUGGUGUCUAGUAGCUGUUGGUGCCUCAGAACUUGAUUUCUGGUUCUCGAUCCUACAGCCUGUCACAGGGAGAGGUCACCAUGAUAUCCAAUGCUACAUCAUUGGCCUGACAUCCGGUGCAGCCCCUCAUUGUUUUGUCAUCGCAAUCCGUGCCCUUAUGGAUGUUCAAUAUUUGGCACAGAGCCCUGCUUCCGAUGAUGACUUAUUGGCAAGUAUUGACCAAGCCCUUUGCACUUUCCAUGAAAAUAAGGACAUCAUCAUGACUUUGGGCGCGCGGAUGGGAACCAAGAAGCCUAUUGAUAACUGGUUUAUUCCCAAACUAGAAUUUCUUCAGAGCAUCACUUUUGGCACACGCAACAUGGGUGCUCUGAUUCAGUGGUCUGCAGAUGUGACCGAGCACGCCCAUGUUUCAGAAAUCAAGGACCCCACACGUCAUACCAAUACACUGGAAGCAUGA